CUGAUGGCUCUGGUAGAUUCAAAGUACCAGUUCCUGUGGAUCGAUGUGGGUGGGGUUGGCCAUCAGUCUGAUGCCCAGAUCUACAACAACAGUGAACUGAAGGAGUGCAUUGAAGCUGGCACUUUAGGCAUCCCAGAUCCAGCUCCUCUUCCCCAUGAUGAUGAAGAGCACCCUAUGCCGUACUUCUUCGUGGGAGACGAUGCCUUUGCCAUGAGGACGUACAUGAUGAAGCCCUAAGGCCGUCGUAACAUGGACCAACAGCAGAAGAUCUUCAACUACAGGCUGUCCAGGGCAAGGCGUGUGGUUGAAAAUGCCUUUGGUAUUCUGGCUCUGCGGUUCCAGUGCUUCCUUGGCCAGAUGAGACAGGAACCAGACACAGUCCGCCUGCUCAUUGAAGCUGCCGUCAUGCUGCACAACCUCAUCAGGAAGCGCUAUCAGGCAGUGGACGUCCGCAUGUUGGACCAGGAGGAUGCCCAGCACAACCUCAUCCCUGGAGCUUGGAGAACUGCCGCCAUCACUAUGAGAAAGUCCUGCGAUGCCGCCCUGCUUUUAUAGGCGGCAAGUGGCGCCGAAUGGCGGGCAAUCAGGUGGCAUUUG
Molecule: messenger RNA, 597 nt
Organism: Strongylocentrotus purpuratus (purple sea urchin)
Lineage: Eukaryota; Metazoa; Echinodermata; Echinoidea; Camarodonta; Strongylocentrotidae
Exons: 3
Coding region: 250-555 (101 amino acids)
Source: RefSeq, a predicted model, not a curated record